Molecule: messenger RNA, 1451 nt
Organism: Stylophora pistillata
Lineage: Eukaryota; Metazoa; Cnidaria; Anthozoa; Scleractinia; Pocilloporidae
Product: mitochondrial ubiquitin ligase activator of NFKB 1
Biological process (GO): protein ubiquitination; organelle organization
Molecular function (GO): ubiquitin-protein transferase activity
Source: RefSeq, a predicted model, not a curated record
GCGGAUGUGCUAUUCUGAGUUGUGAACUUCUGAAAGCCAUCCCAGAGAGAGACAUCUAAAUUUACAAUGUCAGAUUACUUCUACUUGUACGCUGGUUUAGGAAGCGCUGCUGUAUCAGCUAUAUUCUAUGGAGUGUACAAAAACAGGGAAGGUUCCAUACGAAGCUUGCAGAAUGCAGUAGAGGUUGAAAUUGGCUCACAACUGAGGAAUGCGCUUUUGGCCUCUGACACCCGCUCAAUACCUUAUGGCGUUAUCAGAGGAGAGACAAAGCCUCAGAAACCGAAUGAAGUGAUCAGAAGUUCUCGUGUUGCAGAUGUUACUGGCGUCAUGCAGCGCGUCAAAACACGAGAGCAUAAGAGUGAGUGGAGUCGAACGACAAGGCUGUGGCAUGACAUAGAGAGAACUAUCAGCUCAGCAUCAUCUUCAGUUCCAUUCUGUCUGUUUGGUAAUGGUGACAAUGUUAAAGUCAUGGAACCAUUGUCGGCUGAACAACUUACCCUCAAAGUUAUUCAUGACAAGUUUGAACCAGUCAGUAGCUCAGUGGCAGAGUCCUUAGUACAGUGGGCCAGUGGUGAUAAGACCAAAGGAUUCCAGACAAUUGAAGAGAUGUUACCAGUUGGUACAACUCUCACUGGGAUUGGAGAAAUCACACUGACAGAUGAUGGUAUCAAGAUUGGACCCCCGAAGUCUGGUCUAACUUAUUAUCUAUCACAACUCACACUAGAUGCAAUCAUGAGACAGCUGCAGUCAGGAAAGAAGGUGUGGAAAAUCUUGAGUGCCAUCUUUGCUUUUGGAAGUGGCAUACUGUUCCUGGUGUCGCUGGUUCUUUAUUUCAAGAGACGGCGUGAUAGGGAAGUGGAACUGGACUUAAUUAGGAGAAUGAGAGAGGAAGUGAAUGUUUUGGGUGAGGGGGAAGUAUUAGAUCAGCAAGAGGCCUGUGUUAUUUGCAUGGACAGACAGCGUAAUGUUGUUAUUUUAGACUGUGGCCACAUCUGUUGUUGCAUAGACUGUGCUCAGCGGGUCAACAACUGCCCAGUGUGUCGUCGUGUUAUUGCAAGGUUGAUUCCUACAUACAAUAGUUGAAACUGAAAGUUCUUACCUCUACCAAAUCAAUGUAAUGUCAAAGUAAGAACCACUGCGUAGUGUUUAUUCACUGCCUUCUUAAGACUCUGAAAAUCAACAUAAUUUGUUUAAACCUACAUGUAGGUUUAAUGAUUUCACAUUCUGCUAAAAUGUCCAACACUAGCCUUAAAAUGACUUUUAAUGGCUUCAUGUACAGAAAAAUUGGGGAAACAGUUUUAAUGGAAAGCUUGCAGAGAUGAGGAGAAUCUGUAUGUAGCAUUUGCAUUGCAUGAAGUACAUGUUAUUGUUGUCAGUCAAUUUUUUUCUUAGUUUAAUUUUUUUUAACCAGUUUAAUUUUGAUUUCCAUUUUUCUUUCAUUUGAUGUGACA